This is a messenger RNA of Hirsutella rhossiliensis, 843 nucleotides long. RefSeq lists its product as uncharacterized. The coding region runs from base 1 to 843 and encodes 280 amino acids. The transcript is spliced from 5 exons. The record is from RefSeq and is a predicted model, not a curated record. Lineage: Eukaryota; Fungi; Ascomycota; Sordariomycetes; Hypocreales; Ophiocordycipitaceae.
AUGAUCAGAGACAUCACGAUGGCAUACACACAAUCCCAGACCAAGCUGGCCCGUGUCAUCCUGGCAGCCCUUCCUCAAGAACUCAAAAGAAGAUAUCCAGAGGGAACAAUCCUGCGAAUCGUGAAGCCGCUAUAUGGCAUCGCAGAGGCAGGAGCCCACUGGUUCAACACAUAUCACGACCAUCACUGCCGCAAGCUUAAUAUGGAAACCUCUUCGUUUGACCCGUGCCUUCUGAUCACGGCAAACAACAUCGCCGACAAGGACCUGUUUGGCAUCGCGGCCUUGCAAACGGAUGACACAUUCAUUGCCAAGCCAAAAGAGAUUCUCCAAGAAGGUUCCAUCUGCGACUUUAACGGCAGCCGCCUGACCAUACAAAAUGGCUGUGUCAUCGCUUUGAACAAGCGGAUUGAAUGGCAGAUCAACAAUCCCGACCGUGGCCUAUGUUACAUACCCAUCGAUCUCGAGAGCGCGAAGAUCUUUGUGUUCACCGAUGGAUCAUUCGCCAACAAUAAGGAUUUAAGCUCUCAAAUCGGCUUUGUGAUUAUCAUCGCCAAUGAGACCGCCUCAACUAAAUAUUCAUAUAGCCUCUAUGAGUGCCUCGUCAAACUUGGCACCACAACAGAGAAGCGACUCAUGAUAGAUAUCAUGGCGCUGAGGCAGGCAUAUGAAUCAAGGGAUAUUGCGGAAAUCCGUUGGGUCAACGGCGCAGAUAACCCUGCCGAUGCUAUGACGAAGGCAUCACCAAACAGCGCCCUCACGCAGUUUAUUAGCGACAAUCAGCUAAACGUGAGGGUGGAAGGAUUCGUUCAUCGCAAUAACACAACAAUUCUCGACGAGAUUUAA